Penicillium cosmopolitanum is the source of this 2433-nucleotide messenger RNA. Its product is annotated as chitin synthase. The record is from RefSeq and is a predicted model, not a curated record. Lineage: Eukaryota; Fungi; Ascomycota; Eurotiomycetes; Eurotiales; Aspergillaceae. The transcript has 7 exons. Gene Ontology annotation, cellular component: cell septum; cell periphery. Bases 1 to 2433 code for a protein of 810 amino acids. Gene Ontology annotation, molecular function: chitin synthase activity.
AUGAGCAGGACGGUUCCUCGCACCCAAGAAGACCGCCGUCUUACCACUCCGGGGCCAGUUCUCCUUCGACAGAGGUCUCCCGAGGAUAUAGCCUGGUUGAGAGAUACGCACAAGACAACGGUGGAAACCCUUUCGAAGAUGACACAGACGAGACUGGUCGAGGACCUCAUGAAGGUCCAACUGCGAUGCCUAGCUAUACACAUGAGCCCAUAUCAGCAGGGUGGCAGCAUCGUCAAGAACGUGGUGCUAGCCGACUGCGACGUCCUGAGCGUCGACUAUCCGGUCCCUAGCGCGAUUCGAAACGCAAUCGAGCCGAAAUAUAUGAAUGACUCGGGCAGCCCGCCUGAGGAGUUCACCCACUUGCGAUACACGGCGGCGACUUGUGAUCCUGACGAAUUCAAUCUUCGCAAUGGCUAUAAUCUCCGCGCAGCGAUGUAUAAUCGUUAUACGGAGCUACUGAUAGCCAUUACUUACUACAAUGAGGACAAAGUCCUCACUGCCCGCACACUCCAUGGAGUAAUGCAAAACGUCCGCGAUAUCGUCCAGUUGAAGAAGACCGAGUUUUGGAACAAAGGAGGACCGGCGUGGCAAAAGAUCGUGGUAUGCUUGGUGUUUGACGGCAUUGGGCCAUGUGAUAAAGAGACACUGGAUGUGCUGGCAACUGUUGGCAUCUACCAGGAUGGGGUCAUGAAACGGGAUGUUGAUGGCCGAGAGACGGUUGCUCAUAUUUUUGAAUAUACAACUCAGCUUUCUGUCACCCCAGCACAGGAACUUAUUCGCCCAAGGACCGGAGACGAAUCAGCAAAAAAUCUACCACCAGUCCAGAUGAUCUUUUGUCUGAAACAGCAGAAUAGCAAAAAGAUCAACUCCCAUCGCUGGCUAUUUAAUGCGUUCGGUCGGAUUUUGAAUCCAGAGGUUUGUAUUCUUAUUGACGCAGGAACCAAGCCGGGCACCAAGUCUCUGCUUUAUUUAUGGGAGGCAUUUUACAAUGAUAGGAACCUCGGAGGUGCUUGUGGAGAGAUCCAUGCCCUCUUGGGACGACGCUGGGAGAAGCUCCUAAACCCCAUCGUGGCUGCACAAAACUUCGAAUACAAAAUCUCCAAUAUCCUGGAUAAGCCACUGGAGAGUGUCUUUGGCUACGUGAGUGUCCUUCCGGGAGCUUUCUCGGCGUACCGAUACCGGGCCAUCAUGGGUCGGCCCCUGGAGCAAUACUUUCAUGGCGACCAUACUUUAUCUGCAAGGCUCGGACCAAAGGGGAUUGAGGGUAUGAAUAUCUUCAAGAAGAACAUGUUUCUUGCAGAGGACCGGAUUCUUUGCUUCGAACUCGUAGCAAAGGCCGGGUUCAAAUGGCAUUUGACAUAUGUGAAGGCCUCCAAGGGUGAGACGGAUGUCCCUGAAGCACCCGCUGAGUUUCUUGGGCAGCGACGACGAUGGCUCAAUGGAUCAUUUGCGGCCGGUCUUUACUCCAUCGUGCAUUUCACUCGAAUCUACAAAAGUGGCCACACCCUAAUUCGGUUGGCCUGGUUGCAUGUGCAGCUCAUCUACAAUCUUCUCCAGCUAGUCAUGACUUGGUUCUCCCUCGCAUCUUACUGGUUAACGACCUCGGUGAUUAUGGACAUUGUUGGCGUUCCUGGUUCAUCAAACAAAAAUCACGGUUGGCCAUUCGGAAAUGACGUGACGCCGAUUGUCAACAAUGUUAUCAAGACAACAUACGUGAUUGUUCUCAUCCAGCAAUAUGUACUGGCACUGGGUAAUCGACCAAAAGGAUCAAAAUUUGCAUAUUUGCUGGCCCUAGUCUAUUUUGCUAUCAUUCAGAUGUAUAUUCUUGUUCUUUCAUUCUAUUUGGUGGCGCAAGCAUUCUCGGGUGGAAGUCUGGGUCUCGAUACCGAUAAUGGGCUCGGUGGCUUUUUAUCUUCUCUAUUCACUUCGACCAGCGGCUUGGUUUUAAUCGCCUUGGUUUCGACAUAUGGCAUCUAUGUUAUUGCCAGCAUUCUCUAUGCUGACCCAUGGCAUAUGAUCACCUCCUCCUGGGCCUACUUCCUCGGGAUGCCCUCUUCGAUCAACGUGUUGAUGGUGUAUGCUUUCUGCAACUGGCACGAUGUAUCCUGGGGGACCAAGGGGUCUGACCAAACAUCUGCCCUCCCCUCAGCACAUACUCACGCUGCAUCCGAUACAUCAUCUACAAAUUUUGUCGAGGAAGCUGAUCAACCGCAGGCAGAUAUCGAUACCGAAUUUGAACUAACUGUCAAGCGAGCCUUGACACCAUUUAAGCCGGCAGUAGAGGAAGAAAAGGGAGACAUGAGUGAUUCUUACAAGACUUUCCGCACUAACUUGGUGCUUUUUUGGAGUCUGUCCAAUGGAUUAUUGGUGCUCUUGAUCAACAAUGCUUCGGUGACCAACCUAUGUCUGACGGUGAUUAACCCCUUUCUUUGA